Molecule: messenger RNA, 3324 nt
Organism: Dujonia railenensis
Lineage: Eukaryota; Fungi; Ascomycota; Pichiomycetes; Serinales; Debaryomycetaceae
Source: the annotation of a GenBank genome assembly
AUGACUGCAGAUGAUAACUCGACUGGGGCUAUUCGUCACGAUUUGACUCCCCCAUCCACCCCGCCUUCACCAUCCCAUUCGGUUGGUGCUGAGAAAUUCCAAGCCAAUGGAGCUGCUAAUCCAUCCAAUUUAGAAACUAUCAAGGAUGAAAGCUCAUCAGCGCACGCUAAUGUAGACGCCAAAACUACCUCCACCGAUGAAAGCGUAGAAACCGCCAAUGAAGAAUUAUCUCCUGAAGCUGAACAGAAGGAGAUUGCCAUCAAGUUGUUUAAAGAGGAAUUUGUUUCCAUUCAGCCUGAAGAAUAUACCCAAUUCUUAGCUGCUAACGACAAUGAAUCUACUAAUAUUAGAGAAUUUUACAUGGAUCUCUUCCAAUGGGAUGCCAACUUGUUGAAGUCCACCAGAAUGCUCUGCUCUAAAUUAUAUUUGAAGGGUGAAUCACAAGAAAUUGAUAGAAUUUUAUCAAGUUUUACCAAGUCUUACAUCAAGCAACAUCCUACAAAUGUGUUCUGUACUAGAAACUUUGAAAAGAUUUACAUUGUGUUGUAUUCGUUGAUUUUGCUUAACACUGCGUUACACAACUCAGAAUUGAACAAAAAGUCCAAGAUUAGUCAAGCUGACUACAUUAAGAACACUUUCAGUACUUUUAUCCAACAGAAUCCAAAGCUGCUGAAAAAAUUGAGCAUCAAGCAAAGAAUUACCAUCGAAAGAGUUUUGAGUACUUACUAUGAAGAUUUGAGUAAGAACGAAUUACACUUGAAGCAGAGCGACGAGCCACUGAACGGUGGAGAUUUUAACUUGAUGGCCAAGCAAAACGAAUUGAAGCAUCAGCAAAGAAAUAAAAGAAUGUCUGCAGUUGAUUCAGUGUUAUCUAGAGAUAAUGGGUCGAUUAUCAACAGCUAUAGAGAUAACGGUAACAAUACGAACAAUAAUACCAAUGGUAAUGGUGCAGGUAACUAUUCUAACGGAAAUUAUUCAAAUAAUCAGGACCAUAAUAAUAAUAAUAGUAUUCAAGCAUCAAUCCAAAGACCUUUACCUCCAGUUCCACUGAAUAAUAUCAAUGAUAUGAAUGAAUUUCCAAACUUAUCUAGACAAGUUUCAGGUUCUUCCAUUUGGUCCACUGAUACUAAUGGAAACCGCAGACAAUCCUUGUCCAUGAAGAGAAUGUCUACAACUUCGUCAGCAGUAAGCCAAUAUACUGCAGCCAACACCUCAAGCUCUACCCUCGGUGGAACUAGAAACUCGGCUAGAGUAGGUUUCACUAGAGCUUUGGCUUCUGACCAAAAUAAUCAAAAGUACUACAAUGGAUCUGAUUCCCGUUUAGGAAAUAUCCCUUACUCAGUUCGUAACAGACAAUCAUUAAAUCAAUUAAGAGGCGCACCAGGACCAACUUCAUUACAUUCUAAUUCAUUAAACAAGAGAUCUUCCAGGGCUUCUAUAAUCUCCAGAGAAUCUAACGCUUCAUUAAAUGGUGAGGAUACAUUAUCAGUGUUAUCCUUAGAUACAUUUAACAUCAAUGAAAUGAACUUCGGUGAAGAACAAUUCCAAUUGCGCCAGCAACAUCUUGACGACUUCAAUGUUGAAGAUUAUCAAGAUCAAUACGAUUUAACUUUGGAGUUACAAGGGUCUCCAUACUUGAAGGAAGGUUUGUUGAGAUUGAAGAUUUUGCAUAACGAUCAAUUAGAUAACUCUACAACUAAUACCCAAGAGAUCAGUCAACCAAACGUCCCACAACCACAAACUGCCACCGGUAGAUUUUUCUCAUUUUUCACUAAGACUUCAGCACCAGCUCAGCAACAAUCAUCAGGUUUAUCAAGCAGUGCUACUGCAGGUUCUCUGACUAUUGCAGCCAGUAGAUUUGUUGAGAAUUUUGUUGUUGUAUCCAAGGGAGAAUUACAAUUGUAUUCAUUUGACCCUAAGGUCAUCAAGAAGCAUCAACAAAAAUUGAAGAAGAUGCACAAGAACCAACAAAUUCAAGACGAAAGUGAUGAUGAGAUUAUUGGAGAUGGUAACUGGUUAAAGAACGCUGCAAACAUUGGUAACUAUAACUUAUGUUCCACACUUGCACAGUUGGAAAAGAAUGUUUCUCUGGCUAGUGGAGGAAGCAGCAGUGGAGCUCACUCUAAUAAGGUAUUAUGGUCAUUGACUUUUCCAAAGGUAUCUAAAAAGCAACCUAAGAAGUUUAUUUUUGAAGCUGGUACCACUGAGGUUGCCUUAGAAUUUAUCAACACAUGUAACUUCUGGGCUUCUAAGAUUACUGCUAUCCCUACAUUAGAAGAGAGUGUUUCUUCUAUUGAAUACGGUUGGACCAAUUUAGAAGGUUUGAUUGCAAAUAAAGACAACUUUAAGAAAUUGAAGAACAUUCAAAAGUGGGAACAGUUACCACAGGGUACAUUCUUGAGUAACUACAUGGUUACCAAUGGUAACGAAUUGAAUAGUGGCUCUGAUAACCAUUUGGGAAUGAUGAAACAAUUUGUAUGCACUUUGAACUACUAUAAUAACUUGAAAAGACAUUAUAAAGACUUCAACCUCAUCAAGGCAAGGUUUGUCAAGAAUUUCAAUUUCAAAGGUGUUCAAAGUUCAUCUAAUUAUCAUAAGAUUAUAAACAACUAUGAAAUUAAAAACGAACAGUACAAAUUUGAAUUGAACAAAUACAAAAAUUAUCUAAUUGUUUUAGGAUUCGGAUUGCAAUUGAGAUUUGAUUUAGAGGAUCAAGAUAAGGAAGCUAACAAUAAUGAAGAAAUUGAUGAUGCUGAAAUGGAGGGAAGCAACAAUGGUUCCAAUGCGGGCUCAGUUGAAGUAGCAACUACAGGUCAAGUUAUUGAUGGAGAAAACUUAGAAAGUAAAGAUUCUGAAUUGACUCAAUUGGUUAAAUUUGAAAUUGGCAAGUUGUUCAUUAACUUGAAGGAUAUUGGUAAGAUCAUUCCAACAUUUGCAUCAAGUCGUUCAUUAAAUAACUUGAGUGAAAUUAGAAAGGGAAAUAUCAAUCUUGAUGAUCCAAACAAUCAAUUUCCAUUGGUUAAGUCUCCAAAGACCUUUACCUUGGCAAAUUACAAGGACAAUGAACUGCCAGUCACCAAAUUGAUUCAAUCCCAAUCACAAGCUGAAACCAAUGGGAUUAGUGACAAAGACAUCAUGCAUAGUCAUAGCACAAACACUAUCACUGAGGAAGAUGAACCUGAUUCAGAUACUGCACCAGAAAGAGGGAUCCCACCAGCUGCAUCUCCACUUUCCGCAAUUUCCAUGUCCAAUGGCUCUAUAAAGACUGUCCAACAACAAACUUUGAAUGUUGCAAGGGCACACAUUGUGAAAGUCUCCGAUUAA